Messenger RNA from Nicotiana tabacum (common tobacco), 1628 nucleotides. Its product is annotated as transcription factor DIVARICATA. Lineage: Eukaryota; Viridiplantae; Streptophyta; Magnoliopsida; Solanales; Solanaceae. The record is from RefSeq and is a predicted model, not a curated record. Gene Ontology annotation, molecular function: protein binding; DNA binding.
CUAUUCAACAACUCUUAUUGCUUGACGUAUCUCAUUAUCUUUUUCUUAUUUUAGUUCCACUCUCUUGCUUCUCUCACACUAAUAUACAGAACAGUUCCACUGCCAACCCCAUUGGUUCUUUUUGCUUUUCAAAUUCCUCUUCUUCCCCUUUUGGCUUCCAAAAAAUAUCAAGCAGAACAACUUCUUGGUGGUCUUUACUUAGGAUCGCUCUGCUUUGUUCGUUUACUUCAUCUGUUAAGCUUCUUUCCCCUGUUUUCUGAUAGUCUCUUCAGUUUUACGCUUCAUUUCUUGUUUGAGUUGUGCUCAAUUUGCAACUAUUUUUUCUCUCUACUCAUUGGGAGGGUCUAGGUGGGUUAUGCCUGAGCAGUAAAAUCAGAUUCUUUUUGCAAUUUAUUUCAAAGAUUCUUUAGCUCUCUUAUAAAGGGUAUUCCAAUUCCCACUAUAUGAUUCUGAAUUUAAGGUCUUUCGGGUAUCAUAAAAAUCUCAUCUUUUUUUUUUUCCUAUUCACACUGCACAUCAAAUGUCUUCAACACUUAGAGGGUAGGUAACAAAUGGAAAUAAGCGUAUUCUAUUUUUAGUCUUAAUAAGAAAAUUGAGGAUUCUGGUUAUUGUAAUUGUCGCCAAAAAAAAAAAAAAUGGAGACUUUGUCGCCUACUUCGCUUAUACCAAAUUCAAGCUGGAUGAUGAUGGAACAGAGGAAAAGCAGUGAAUGGACACAAGAAGAGAACAAGAAGUUUGAAAGUGCACUUGCAAUAUACGAUGAGACAACUCCGAAUAGAUGGUUUAAGGUGGCGGAUUUGAUACCUGGGAAGACAGUGUAUGAUGUGAUGAAACAGUACAAAGAAUUAGCAGCAGAUGUUAGUGACAUAGAAGCUGGCUUGUUCCCGGUUCCUCCUACGUAUUUCACCUCGUCUUUUAUGCUUGAUUUGGUCGAUGAUCAUCAUCAUCGCGGUGUUCAAUCGUUUAAAAAGAGAGGCAGAUGUUAUGAUCAAGAAAGAAAAAAAGGUGUCCCAUGGACUGAGGAAGAACACAGGAGGUUUCUGAUGGGACUUGACAAGCAUGGGAAAGGGGACUGGAGGAACAUAUCAAGGAAUUUCGUGAUCUCAAAAACGCCAACACAAGUAGCGAGUCAUGCUCAAAAAUACUAUUUGAGACAGCUUUCAGGAGGAAAAGAUAAGAGGAGACCUAGCAUCCAUGACAUUACUACUGUCAAUCUCACCAACAUCGACUUGUCCGACAACAAUCUAAACAGCAGCAACAAUAAUAAAUCUCUAUCUUCUUUUGCGGUUAACAACCCGUUUCAGAACUCAAAUGAUGGAGCCUUGAUGGCGUUUGGAUCGUCUUAUAACCGCAGCUCGUACCCCUAUGAGCUUGGCUCAGUACUGUCUCGGGGUAGAUAUGGAACUGACAAUAUUAGUGCUAGUGACAAUUCCCAGAUACAGCGAUAUCAGAUAUGGGGUUGAAUAGUUCAAGAAUGUCGAUCUUGGAUUUUGGUUUUGUGAUCUUAAUGUGGUGUAAAUCUUGAGUAGUUAUUACUUGGCAAUUAGGCCUACUCUCUCUCUCUGCUGCUUUCAGACUUUACCAAUGAAAUCGACUAAAGUUUAUCAAUUUGCCUCCUUUUUCUUGAA